This is a messenger RNA of Gekko japonicus, 3244 nucleotides long. It is a transcript of the gene IMPG2, whose product is annotated as interphotoreceptor matrix proteoglycan 2. The record is from RefSeq and is a predicted model, not a curated record. The annotation marks the transcript as partial. Gene Ontology annotation, molecular function: hyaluronic acid binding; heparin binding. The transcript is spliced from 16 exons. Gene Ontology annotation, biological process: visual perception. Lineage: Eukaryota; Metazoa; Chordata; Lepidosauria; Squamata; Gekkonidae.
UUUUGGAUUGUCAACACCUUCUCCAGUUGGUGUUUCUACCACUUUGAGAGAUGCAGCUGCCAAAGUUCUGCCUCCCGAUGAGGUUUCAGUUGAGACUCCUUCAGAAACUAUUACUGACAAGAUUGAAGACACUGAAGUAAGUUUCAAUAAUGAAAUAAAGAAAGAGGAAGAGAAACUGGCGAGACUGGCACAUGAACAGGUGGUUGAGUUCAGCAUUCUUCUUCCUGAAGAGAAAUACAGCAUCGAACUCAGCGACCCUUUCACUGAAGAGUACCAGCAACUCUCACAGCUAUUCAUUUCUGAAAUUCAAAAUUCAUAUGAAGGAUUGCCUGGAUACAAGAACAUCCAUGUUACUGAAUUCAGAUCUCCUGAGGAUGACAGCGGCGUGGAAGUUCUAUACUCUGUGUUUUUUGAUGGGGAAGCCAUCAGCAAUGCCACCUGGGACCUGAUUAACCUUCAGUCCAACAAAGUGGAAGACAAUGCCUUUAUGGAAAUUGAGGAUAACCCAACUGUUGUUUACACUGUCAGUGACUUUAGACACUAUAUUGCGGAAAUCCUUCAUAAGAACGCUUUACUGGAUAAUGCCUCGCUGAUCCUGGAUCCUGACUCUCUCCAACUUAUCAGUGUAAAAGAAGUAAUUUCUACAACAACUGAGGAACCAUCUUUGACGACCACAAAGCCCACUGGUGAUGAUCGUGUUGUAAUAUCUGAAUGGCCAUCGGCAGAUGAGUCAACUGUAAGCAACAUCUUGCCACUUGAUUUUACCAGACCGGGUUUUGUCUUUGAUAUUGAACAGUUCAGUGACAAUGAAAUCUGGUUAAGACCUGAUGGCUUUCCAAGCCCUGAAAGCAACAUCAGUUCAACAGCAAAAGUGCUUGAGGAUACUAAGAAGCCAGAGGAUUUACCUCUGAGUCCUACUCCUCACCUUGUGCCAAAAGAAAUCCCUUCUACAAGCGAGUCUCUGAUUCCUCUCACUCCAAUACCAUCAGCCACAGAACCUGAGGAAGUGAUUACAAGUUAUGUAGAAGAGGGCAUUCUGCAACCUGACAUAUAUACAGAUGCAUAUGACUCUAGCUCAGGGCAGGAACCACAAUCAAGUGCAUGGCCUUGGGAUAAAGCUACAUUGGAGCCAGAGGGAUCAGGUGUAUAUGAUUAUAAGGAUGUAUGGGUUUCCUAUACAUCUGAGACCGUACCAAUGGAAGUCAUUUCCCUGUCACCUUUUGAGUCCUCCAUAGAAAGCGUUCUUGCAACAUCUACUGAGAUGUUCAGCAUAACACCACUGGAGGAUUUCACUGAGGACCAUCAAAUCACCUCUAAACCAACAGGAAGCCAAACCCCCAAAGCAACAGAGCAGUCAUCAACACACUAUCCACUUGAGCCUGUUACAACAAGAGAGCCCAAGAUCACCUCUCUGUGGACCAGACCUGUGAAACCAGAAGUAAUUUUAACAGUGACUCCUGUGGAACAUCCAGUGACUGAUGCUUUUCCUGUGGAAGAGCCUGAUUUAGAGUCAGUAUCCCAAGAGGCCUUUAGAACAGUUGUUCUGAAAUCUACUGUUAUUCCUCCUGCUGAUAGUGCCACUCAUAAAGCCACAGAGGAAGUUACAAGUUUUGAAGUUUUUACCAUAGUUCCUGGUUCAGAGGAUUUCACUGGAGUGGUCAGCACUUAUAUUCCUCCUAGUACAGUGAGCUCUGCUAUUGAUGUCCUCUCUGACAUGCCUGCUGCACAGCCAACAGAAUUCCACACAGCAGUGAUCCCAACCAAAUUGGAAGAAGACUUGGUAACAAAAGAACACGAAGUAACAGACCAAGACUAUUUAGGCACAAUAUAUUAUUCCCCUGAAAUGAAGGAAGGAAGAAGGAUGACUGACAGUCACAUGGAGCUGUCUACAAGUGCCCGUUCCACAGAGAUGGCCAGUGUAGCUUGGGCUACUCAUGAAGAUCACAGUGCUACUGUCCCUGCACGAGCUUUAGUGGUAUUCUUUAGCCUUCGAGUUACCAAUAUGAUGUUUUCAGAGGACUUGUUUAAUAAAAAUUCCCCUGAAUAUAAAGCCCUGGAACAACGGUUCUUAGAACUGCUGGUUCCUUAUCUACAGUCCAAUUUAACGGGCUUCCAGAAUCUGGAAAUUCUGAACUUCAGAAAUGGCAGCAUUGUGGUGAACAGUCGAAUGAAGUUCAUGAGACCUGUACCUCGCAAUGUCACUAAUGCUGUGUACAUGAUUCUGGAGGACUUUUGCAACACUGCGUACCAGACCAUGAACCUGGCCAUUGACAAGUACUCCCUUGAUGUGGAAUCAGGAGAUCAAGCUGAUCCUUGCAAGUUCCAGGCAUGCAAUGAGUUUUCUGAAUGCUUAGUGAACCAGUGGAGCGGGGAAGCUGAGUGUGUCUGUUAUCCUGGCUAUCUAAGCAUUGAUGGAUUGCCUUGUAUUAGCAUUUGUGAUCUCCAGCCUGACUUUUGUCAAAAUGAUGGGAAAUGUGACAUAAUCCCAGGGCAAGGGGCAAUAUGUAGAUGCCGUGUAGGUGAGAACUGGUGGUACAGAGGAGAGCACUGUGAAGAGUAUGUCUCGGAACCACUUGUUGUGGGUAUUGCAAUUGCUUCCGUAGCUGGCUUUCUUCUCGUAGCAUCUGCUGUUAUUUUCUUCCUGGCCAGGACCCUUCGAGAUCAGUAUACAAAGAGUGAAAUGGAGGACACGUUAGGGAAUGGGGAUUCAAGGCAAGGGGACAGCCUCUCAUCCAUCGAAAAUGCAGUGAAAUACAACCCAAUGUAUGAGAGUGAUGCUACAGGAAACAAUCCGUACUGUAAGAGAUAUCCACAGCUUACUUCUUACAGCUCUACCAGUAAUGAGACAUCCACUGAGUACAGCAGUGAGGAGAUCAGGCACAUUUAUGAAAACAGUGAGCUCACUAAACAGGAGAUCCAAGACAGAAUACGGAUUCUAGAACUAUAUGCCAAAGACCGGCAGUUUGCAGAAUUUGUAAGACAGCAUCAAAUAAAGUUAACAGGAAUUAUCCAAACUAUCACUUAUCAAGAACGAUCUGAAGACACAUCUUCACUGAGACUCAAUGAAGAGUGUAAUGUUAUAGAUCUGCUUGCUUAUACUGAAGAAAUUGAGAUGGGUAUUCUGAAAGAUGGUAAACAUUGUCUGGAACAGAACAGUCAUGUCAGGCAUCCUAGUUCUUUUCUUCGGCAGCAGAAAUGGAGGCUUUUGUCUGAAGUGAACACCUAUCCUAGGCAAGUAAAUUAA